ACAAUUUGUGUUGCCAAAUUUUUGCCUGAGUGAAAAUCUGCUGCUCCAGUGUCGGAACAUUCAUUGAAGCGCGCAUGAGGACCGAGGAAGCCAUUCAAAGCUGAACAGAACGCUUCAGAGUAGGCCUUGUAGUCGAAAGGAUCGAACAUAUACAGUUGUCUCAGGUUUAUUUUCAGCCAGAAAGAGGUGGGAAUGGACCCGCAGAAAGUGACACAGUUGAAGGCCUUCGUGCAGCUAUGCAAAGAGAAUCCCUCCGUGUUGAACCUGCCUGAACUGGGUUUUCUCCGGACCUGGAUGCAGGGUAUGGGGGCAAAUAUCCCACUAACCCCUGACAAGGAGUCAUCGUGCAAGGGGGGGUGCCCGUGCGGACCACCACCUUCUAAGGCCAAGCCAGCAGCCGAGCCGAGCCCCGCGUCAGAGAGUGAGGAGAGUGACCUGGAGAUUGAAAAUGAUGGAGUUAUUGAGCCAGACACAGAUGCUCCCCAGGAGAUGGGAGACUUUGAAAACCUUGAGGUCACCGAGGACAUGAUGGAUCAGGCCAAUGAAAAGAAGAUGGAGGCAAUCGGAGCCUUGGGAGAAGGGGAACUGCAGAAGGCCCUGGAUCUCUUCACCGAAGCGAUCAAACUCAACCCAUGUCUGGCUAUCCUCUACGCCAAACGUGCUAGUGUCUAUAUCAGGAUGCAGAAGCCGAAUGCUGCGAUAAGAGACUGUGACCGAGCGAUCGACAUCAACCCCGACUCGGCCCAGCCUUACAAGUGGAGAGGAAAGGCGCACAGGUUGCUGGGCCAUUGGGAAGAGGCAGCUAAGGACCUGGCCAUGGCCUGCAAACUGGACUACGACGAUGAUGCCAGCACAUUGCUGAAAGAAGUCCAGCCCAAGGCUAACAAAAUCAUUGAGCACCGGCGCAAAUACGAGCGCAAGCGCGAGGAGCGGGAGAUCAAGGAGCGGCAGGAGCGGGUGAAGAAAGCCAGGGAGGAGCACGAGAAGGCGCAGAGGGAGCAGGAGGCCAGAGAAGAGGCAGCCGGUGGAGCCGGCGGGUUCCCAGGAUUCCCAGGUGGUGCAGGUGGUUUUCCAGGUGGUUUUCCAGGCGGUUUUCCAGGUGGUUUUCCAGGCGGUUUCCCAGGUGGUUUCCCAGGAGGUGCGGGUGGCGCGGGUGGCGCCCCAGGCGGUUCCCCAGGCGGUUCCCCAGGCGGUUCCCCAGGCGGUUCCCCAGGCGGUGCCCCUGGCGGUGCUGGCUUCCCAGGCGGCAUUCCUGGUUUGGACAAACUCCUCAGUGACCCUGAGGUGCUCAUGGCAAUGAAGGAUCCAGAUGUUAUGGCUGCGUUCCAGGACGUGGCUCAGAACCCCGCCAACAUUGCCAAGUACCAGAGCAACCCCAAGAUCAUGGCCCUUAUUGCCAAACUGAGCUCCAAGUUUGGUGGAGCACAAGCUUAGGUUGGGAAAAGAAAAAAAAAUACAUGGGGUGGGUGGUGUUGAGUGAGUGUGGAGGUAGUAAAGGGGGUAUUGUGAUGGCUUUCCAGCUGUACGUAAUUUAGUGUGAUGGAAGGCCUUGAUGGAAGAAGUUUAUAUGGAAAAGGUCAUAGGUCAUAGGAGAGCGAAGCAGAUGGGCUUAGCCAUGUGCAUGCAGUACACCCCCCCUACGGGUGGUUAUUGGGAACCUAACAGGGCGGCGGUUGGCAGUAAAGUAACUCUUCUAUCUUAACAUGGGGCCAGCCUGCUUCAGGCAUACAGCACUUCCUUUUUACAAAUUAACCGUUAACGGUGCAGGACUGAAACCAAACCUUUUUGGGGAAUAAACGUUGAAAUUAAUGAGACAUGUACGUUCAUCUUGUCCACUCCUAUUUGGGGGGUAGGAUCAACUGUGGGGGUGGACUUAAUCUGGCAGAAAUGUUGGGUGAAAAUCAGCAAAUCUCUGGUCGUCAAGCCAGAUCGAGGAUUCUGUCUGGUUUCAGAGAUUGUCGGACUGCAGUGGGUCUCUGGGGACCUACUACUCUGCCCCUCAGGAUUUUCUUUUACAUGUUUUACUUACCUUCACUGUAAUGUAACCUUCCCUGUCUGUCUUUCUUGCUCCCAAAAGCAAAAAUGAGAUGUAUACCAGUUUGCGAUCAUUAAAAGACAAUUUCUGAUUGUUGCAAAACA
Molecule: messenger RNA, 2139 nt
Organism: Clupea harengus (Atlantic herring)
Lineage: Eukaryota; Metazoa; Chordata; Actinopteri; Clupeiformes; Clupeidae
Product: ST13 Hsp70 interacting protein
Molecular function (GO): Hsp70 protein binding; protein dimerization activity
Source: RefSeq, a predicted model, not a curated record